Messenger RNA from Protopolystoma xenopodis, 936 nucleotides. NCBI's taxonomy places the organism in Eukaryota, Metazoa, Platyhelminthes, Monogenea, Polystomatidea, Polystomatidae. The record is from the annotation of a GenBank genome assembly.
AUGGAUUUGAAGCAAGCGCUUAGCAGAGAGAACAUUAAUGAUAUGGAAUCCUUGAUGAAUAAGGAUGCACUUUUGCAAGCAAAGAUCAACCCUCCGAACGCGACAACGCGAGGAGGAACUCUCCUACGUCUUUAUGGGCGCAAUCUGGGCCAGACAAUUGGCGAUAUUAUCGAAUGCUAUUUUGAGGGGGAGAGCACAUGGCCGGAGUCAAAUCAGUCCGUGAGGGAGAUUUAUGGGCAAAAUAUAGAAGGAAAUCAAGGGCAACGGAAAGUAGAAGGUCGAAAGGAAGAGGACCAGAUUGAAAGCCUGACAGGAAGAAAUGCUGUAAAUGACUGGGAGAGCAUAGGGCCGAAUCAAGGCCAGACAAAUAAGCAAAACGGUCCAGAAGAAACAGGCUCUCACAAAGUGACUGGCUAUUCUUCAUACUUUGGUGUACCUCAUCAGUUAGUUCACAGGCCGGAGAAACCCCUUCGUGUGCGUCUCAACUGCAGUCUGGAGAUGGCCUUUUUCUUGCCUUUCAAGGGAUUCCACUGUCGACUGGCUUUUCGCCACUUCAUAAAUGAGGUGGACUGGCCAGUCCUGGGACGCUUCCAUCUCGUGCUCGGAGGCCGACCACAUCGGGUCAGUUCUGCGCCUUUCAGUCUGCUUCCGCAAAGGUUUGAUUCGGUUUUUCCUCACGUGGGCCCCCGAGCUGGAGGCACUCUACUCAGCCUGAUGGGUAAAAACCUAAAUGCUGGCAAUCAGGCCGAAGUGUUUAUAGUGCUGGCAUAUUGGUCUCAUUCUCUUCACACAUCUGAUCAACAACUGACCUUAAAAGCAGCUCUGCACAUGGAAGGAGACCAGGAAGCGAAGUGGACCGGAAACGAAGUGAAGCCUCGAAUCUCGGCUACAUUUAUCCCAUGCUAUCUAGUCAGAUCUACAGGCAUGCCGGUCUAA